AUGAAAACAGUUGCUUUGAUUUCGCUAUUUGGCAUUGCUACGCUUGCUCAUCCAACCGGUCUUUGGUGGGGUACCGAUGUGUGCUACACCAGCCCAGAGAACGUUGAUAACCAGUGCUCGCCCGCCCAACAGGUUGGGUUCGACUGGUCUGAGCUUGGGAAUGGAGACAAUUGGAGCUACGAUGGCUUCAACUUCAUUGGAUUUACCGCCAAGAAUGGUUGCCAGGGAUCUGAUGCCGAUGAAAAUUGUAUUGGUGGACAAUUGAACCGCGAUGAUGGUUAUACCCUCGAGGUAAACACUGCCGAUUCUCCGUUCUCUAUCAGCUCUUUCCACCUGUCGACUUCUCGGGAUACGGAUGUCCUCAUCACAUACGAGAUGCCACAUGGCCGCCCUUGUCGCCAGAUUGCUUUCAGUUCCCGCCAAGGAACCGACGUUCACAACGAGCAGUGUGGCGGUGCAACCAGCGUCAAGUUCCAGCUUCCUGAAGAAAGCAAGUUCGGCGAGUGUACUUUGGACAUCCACUCAAUCAAUUUCGACUGCUCAGCUGGACCCAAAAAUCCAGGUCACCCUGAUGAUAGUUGGUCUGAGCCUCAGCCGGAACCUACUCACAGCGUGCCUACGGUCCCUGUCCCUGUUGAUAGUUGGUCUGAACCUCAGCCGGAACCUACUCACAGCGUGCCUACGGUCCCUGUCCCUGUUCAUGAACAUCAUACUACUUCGACCGUGGAAGUCACCUCGCCCCCUGCUCCAGUGCAUGAGCAUCAUCCCACAACUGUGGUGGUGGUCCCUUCCCCUCCCAAGCCGAUGACUACAGUGUGGGCUACCACUGAAGUUACUAUCACCAACUGCGGACCUACCGUCACCGACUGUCCUGCUCACUCUACUGUUGUUCGUCAUUCCACAUACACAUUAUCGACUACCACGUGUCCUUCACAAACUACAGAGAUCAGUGCUGGUCACCCAUCUCCUCCACCACCUCCCCCCGCCCCCGUUACUACAAGCCCGGCCACCACUCCUGCCCCAUGCCCCGAGCUGGUGCCCAAGUGCUUGAACACAUGGCUCUCCGUCCCCAAGUGUGACUCCAACAGCGAUGCAGCUUGCUUCUGUCCGUCUUCUGAGUUCACGGACAAGGUCCAAUCCUGCAUCCACGCCUGGGGCAGCUCCAAGCACGAAGUUGAUUCUGCACUUUCUUACUUCGCUGGAAUUUGUGCACCAUAUGUUCCUCAGAACCCUUCCAUUAUCGAUAUUGUUCCUACCCCCGUCCCCACUGCGGUCCACACUGAGCCUCAGCCUGCUGGAACUCCUUGCACCACUCUCACCUGGUCCUCCCACACGGUCACUGUCCCACAGGUUGGGUUCAACACAGUCACUGGUAGCUCCACAACCUCUGUGUGUCUUACCGCCGGUACUCCAGCAAGUGUUCCUGUUCCUUCGGAGACCGGACACAAGGAGCACUCAUGGUCUUCUACGUCUACUUCUACUCUGUCGACUACCGCCCCCUGCUCGACCCACACUUCUACCUUCUAUACGACCAUUGCGCCUAAGACCACUGGGCACCAUCCCACUACCACUAAGCCCGCUUCCAAGCCUACUGAAACUGUCGUUCACGCCAAUGCUGGAGUGAAGCCAGUCAUCAGUGGUAUCUGGGCCUUUGGUGUGAUGUUCUUGGUGCUGGCUCUUAAUUAG
Messenger RNA from Penicillium soppii, 1686 nucleotides. Its product is annotated as CFEM domain-containing protein. The transcript has 3 exons. NCBI's taxonomy places the organism in Eukaryota, Fungi, Ascomycota, Eurotiomycetes, Eurotiales, Aspergillaceae. The record is from RefSeq and is a predicted model, not a curated record. The coding region runs from base 1 to 1686 and encodes 561 amino acids.